ACUGCCGGCUGCUGCUGCCCGGGGUGCGCGCGGGCUCUGCAAAGGAGCGCCUGGCUGCGCGGGAGGCGCCCCCCCCCGCUCCUGGGACCCCCCCCCCUCGCCCUUUGUCCCGCCGCGAAGGCGCCUCCUGGGCCGCUGGGCUGCUUCUCAAACGCCUUCACCCCCAGUUUGAUCCUGACAGUUCAGGAAAAGUUCUGCUCUCCGGAGCUACGGGAAAGUUGAGCCAGAACGUUCUUGGAGAGAAUGGACUUGUUUCCUGAAUGGUGCUUCUGGCUCUCCUGGCUGUUCUAAUUCUGGUGUGGCUGGUUUGGGCCAAGAUGGAGAAUUCCUCCUCUGUGAACCCAAAACAUCCAGAGGUUCAGCCUCUCAACCCAGUCCAGCUGUUCCCUGCAGAAGCUCAGCAGCUGCCACCCAACGAAUCCUCCCUUCCUGAGGCCCAGGUCCCAUCUGCAGAGCCCUCCGUGCCCCCGUUUCCGCUGCCUCCCCCAAGCGCCCAGAGUGCCGUGGAGUCCUCUAAGCAGCCGGAUCACCCUGUUUGCCAGCACAAGCCUCCACUUCCCCAUGCGGACUCUGACUCCACGCCGCCAGCCCAGUGGCCCCCAGCCACCAACGACGCUGCAAGGCCUCUGAGCCGGGUUGGUUGCCCGUCCUCCAGCCCAGCAGUCCGCCAGUUGCAGCCCCUUUCUUGGGACAGUCAGGAGUCAUCGUCGUCGGGGCAGGUCAGCCAGCCUCACGGGAAACGCCAGUCGGGGGCCAAGUUUGUGCUGGGCUCCUUCGAAGACAACUCCUCUGACGAUGAGCUGGUGGCCGGAUCCUUUAAAACGGCCAGCAGGAGGAGGGGUAGCUUGGCCAGCAUCAGUUCCUCCUCCUCCUCCGUGGACUCAUGGUCAUUGUCCUCCCUGACAGAGACAGGAUCAGCCGUCAUCAUGAGGCCCAGCAUGUCAGGGAUGCACCUGGUCAAGAAGGGCCGUGAGCAGAAGAAGCUCGACCUGCACAGGGACUUCACGGUGGCCUCGCCGGCCGAAUUUGUGACUCGCUUUGGAGGGAACCGUGUUAUCGAAAAGGUCCUAAUAGCAAACAACGGCAUCGCUGCUGUGAAAUGCAUGCGCUCCAUCCGCAGGUGGGCUUAUGAAAUGUUCCGGAAUGAGCGAGCAAUUAGGUUUGUGGUCAUGGUUACACCUGAAGACCUUAAAGCAAAUGCAGAGUACAUCAAAAUGGCUGACCAGUAUGUCCCUGUGCCCGGUGGACCCAACAAUAACAAUUACGCCAACGUAGAGUUGAUUGUGGAUAUUUCAAAACGAAUUCCAGUGCAGGGUUUCAAGCCCAGCUCUGGCACGGUGCAGGAGCUGAAUUUCCGCAGCAACAAAAAUGUCUGGGGCUAUUUCAGUGUGGCAGCCGCUGGUGGUUUGCACGAGUUUGCAGAUUCCCAGUUUGGACACUGUUUCUCCUGGGGAGAGAACCGCGAGGAGGCCAUCUCGAAUCUGGUAGUAGCUCUGAAGGAAUUGUCAAUCCGAGGGGACUUCAGAACGACCGUUGAGUACCUGAUCAAACUUCUGGAGACUGAGAGUUUCCAAAAUAACGAGAUCGACACCAGUUGGCUGGAUCACUUGAUUGCAGAGAAAGUGCAGGCGGAGAAGCCAGAUACCAUGUUGGGGGUAGUCUGUGGUGCUCUCAACCUAGCCGAUGCUUUGUUCAGGACAUGUAUGGAUGACUUCUUGCAUUCUCUUGAAAGGGGCCAGGUCUUGCCAGCCGAUUCGCUUCUGAACAUGGUUGAUGUGGAACUUGUUUACGAAGGGCUGAAAUACGCUCUUAAGGUUGCCCGGCAGUCACUUACUACCUAUGUGCUCAUAAUGAAUAAUACCCACAUUGAGAUUGAUGUGCACAGGUUGAAUGACGGGGGACUUCUGCUGUCCUAUGAUGGCAACAGUUACACCACGUACAUGAAAGAAGAGGCUGACCGGUACCGCGUCACAGUGGGCAAUAAAACCUGUGACUUUGAAAAGGAGAAUGACCCAACUUUACUCCGGUCCUCUUCUACUGGAAAGCUGCUGCAGUAUACUGUCGAAGAUGGCGGCCACGUCUACGCGGGUCACAGCUAUGCAGAAAUAGAGGUCAUGAAGAUGGUGAUGAUCCUGGAAGUGGAGGAGUCAGGUGUCAUCCACUACAUGAAGCGCCCCGGCACUCUGCUGGAGGCCGGCUGCAUCAUAGCGAGACUGGAGCUGGAUGACCCCAGCAAAGUCCAUCUGGCCCAGCUACAUACAGGUGGACUCCCUCCGCAGCAGACCCUGCCCAUCCUUGGUGAAAAACUGCACCAGGUCUUCCACAACGUGCUGGAGAACUUGAUGAAUGUCAUGAACGGAUAUUGUUUGCCAGAGCCGUAUUUCAGCACCAAGGUCAAGGAAUGGGUCUGCAAACUGAUGAAGACCCUCCGGGACCCCUCCCUCCCACUGCUGGAGCUGCAGGAGAUCAUGACGAGCAUUUCUGGCCGAAUUCCACCAUCUGUGGAGAAGUCGAUCCGGAAGGUGAUGGCUCAGUAUGCCAGCAACAUCACCUCUGUGCUGUGCCAGUUCCCCAGCCAGCAGAUCGCCAGCAUCUUAGACAGCCACGCAGCCACCCUGCAGCGGAAAUCUGACCGUGAAGUCUUCUUCAUGAACACGCAGAGCAUUGUGCAGCUGGUUCAAAGAUACCGCAGCGGCAUCCGAGGCCACAUGAAAUCUGUAGUGUUAGAUUUGUUGAGGCGAUACCUGCAGGUGGAGACCCAGUUCCAGCAAGCUCACUACGACAAAUGUGUGAUCAACCUGCGUGAGCAGUACAUGCCCAAUAUGACCCCUGUCCUUGAGUGCAUUUUCUCCCAUGCCCAGGUGGCGAAAAAGAACCUCUUGGUGACCAUGUUGAUUGACCACCUUUGUGGCAGAGACCCUACCCUGACCGAUGAACUGAUGGCUAUUCUUAACGAACUCACACAGCUGAGCAAAAUGGAGAACUCCAAAGUCGCUUUGCGGGCCAGGCAGGUACUGAUUGCCUCUCACCUCCCCGCUUAUGAACUGAGGCACAACCAGGUGGAGUCCAUUUUCCUCUCGGCCAUUGACAUGUACGGACACCAGUUCUGCCCUGAAAACCUAAAGAAACUGAUCCUUUCAGAAACCACCAUCUUCGAUGUCUUGCCCACUUUCUUCUACCACUCCAACCAGGUGGUUCGCAUGGCAGCUCUUGAGGUGUAUGUGAGGAGAGCCUACAUCGCCUACGAACUGAACAGUCUGCAGCAUCGCCAGCUAACAGACAGCACCUGUGUGGUUGAGUUCCAGUUUAUGUUGCCUUCCUCCCAUCCAAACAGGAUGUCACUGCCAGUCAGCAUCUCCAACCCAGACUUGGCCCGGCACAGCACGGAGCUGUUCAUGGACAGUGGCUUCUCUCCCCUCUGCCAGAGGAUGGGGGCCAUGGUGGCUUUCGACAGAUUUGAAGACUUCACCAGAAACUUUGAUGAAGUGAUUUCCUGUUUUGCUGACCCCCCCUCGGAGAGCCCUUUGUUCAGUGAAGUGAUUACAAUGCCCACUCGACGAAGACGCAUAAAGCAAGAGUGUCCGAGAGGAACCCAUCCACAUCUUGAUGUUGCUAUUCGGUGGGCCGAUCACUUUGAAGAUGAGGAAUUGGUGCCAGUCUUCAGAACUUUUGCCCAGUCUAAGAACAAUAUCCUUGUGGACUAUGGACUCAGAAGAAUCACAUUUCUGAUAACCCAACAGAGGGAAUUUCCAAAGUUUUUCACCUUCCGAGCACGAGACGAGUUUGCUGAAGACCGCAUCUAUCGCCACCUGGAGCCAGCUCUGGCAUUCCAGCUGGAGCUGAGCCGCAUGCGCAACUUCGAUCUCACCGCGGUGCCCUGUGCUAACCACAAGAUGCACCUCUACCUCGGUGCUGCCAAGGUGCAGGAAGGCAAAGAAGUGACGGACUACAGAUUCUUCAUUCGUGCCAUAGUCAGGCACUCAGACCUGAUUACCAAGGAAGCUUCCUUUGAAUACCUGCAGAACGAAGGUGAGCGGCUGCUCCUGGAAGCCAUGGACGAGCUGGAGGUGGCCUUCAGCAACACCAGUGUCCGCACGGACUGCAACCACAUCUUCCUCAACUUUGUUCCAACGGUCGUCAUGGACCCCUCCAAGAUCGAGGAGUCUGUGCGCUCCAUGGUGAUGCGCUACGGGCGGCGCUUGUGGAAACUCCGGGUCCUGCAAGCCGAAGUGAAGAUCAACAUUCGCUUGAUGCCAACUACCCUGGUCAUCCCCAUCCGCCUCUUCCUCACUGAUGAGUCAGGAUACUACCUGGAUAUCAGCCUUUACAAGGAAGUCAACGACCCCAGGACAGGGAACAUUAUGUUCCAGUCCUACGGAGACAAGCAAGGCCCUCUUCAUGGGAUGCUGAUCAACACUCCUUAUGUCACCAAGGACCUCCUUCAAGCAAAGCGCUUCCAGGCCCAGUCACUCGGCACCACUUACGUCUAUGACUUCUCGGAGAUGUUCCGGCAGGCUCUUUUCAAGAUGUGGGGUUCCACAGACGUGUGUCCCAAAGAUGUUCUUACUUACACCGAAUUAGUGCUGGAUUCCCAGGGGCAGCUGGUAGAGAUGAACAGACUGCCAGGCGGAAAUGAGAUUGGAAUGGUUGCCUUCAAGAUGAAGCUGAAAUGUCCUGAGUACCCUGAAGGCCGAGAGAUUGUCGUCAUCUGCAAUGACAUCACGUACCAGAUUGGAUCGUUUGGCCCCGAGGAAGACCUCCUCUUCUUGCGUGCCUCAGAACUGGCCCGGGCCAAAGGCAUCCCAAGGAUAUACAUUGCGGCUAACAGCGGGGCUCGCAUCGGGUUUGCCGACGAGAUCAAGCAGAUGUUCCAAGUGGGCUGGGUGGACCCUGCAGAUCCAUACAAGGGGUUCAAAUACCUGUACCUGACCCCACAGGACUACACGCGAAUCAGCUCCAUGAAUUCUGUGCAUUGCGAACACGUGGAGGAAGCAGGCGAGUCGAGGUACGUCAUAACUGAUAUCAUUGGUAAGGAUGAAGGCUUUGGCGUGGAGAACCUCAGAGCAUCGGGCACCAUUGCUGGGGAGUCUUCUCUCGCCUAUGACGAAAUUGUCACCAUUAGCAUGGUGACCUGCCGCGCUAUUGGCAUUGGAGCUUACUUAGUGAGGCUGGGUCAGCGAGUCAUCCAGGUGGAAAAUUCUCACAUCAUUCUGACGGGAGCUGGCGCUUUAAAUAAGGUCUUGGGCCGUGAAGUGUACACGUCGAACAAUCAGCUCGGAGGAGUGCAGAUCAUGCACAACAACGGUGUUUCCCACGUGACCGUCCCGGAUGACUUCGAGGGGGUCUACACCAUCUUGCAGUGGUUGUCGUACAUGCCGAAGGACAAUCAUAGCCCGGUGCCUAUUACUGUCACAAGUGAUCCCAUUGAAAGGGAAAUUGAUUUUGUCCCUUCCAAAGGACCCUACGAUCCUCGCUGGAUGCUGGCAGGGAGACCUCAUCCCACCAUAAAAGGAUCCUGGCAAAGCGGUUUCUUUGACCAUGGCUCUUUUGCUGAGAUCAUGCAGCCCUGGGCCCAGACCGUGGUGGUUGGCAGAGCCAGGCUGGGCGGGAUCCCUGUGGGCGUGAUCGCUGUAGAGACCCGCACGGUAGAGCUGACGGUGCCAGCGGAUCCAGCCAACCCAGAAUCGGAAGCAAAGAUAAUUCCACAGGCUGGGCAGGUCUGGUUUCCAGAUUCAGCCUUCAAAACUGCUCAGGCUAUAAAAGACUUUGACCGGGAACGCCUCCCUCUGUUGAUCUUUGCCAACUGGAGGGGAUUCUCUGGUGGGAUGAAAGAUAUGUAUGACCAGGUGCUGAAGUUUGGAGCAUACAUCGUCGAUAGUCUCCGCCAGUUCAAGCAACCAGCUCUUGUUUAUAUCCCACCAUAUGCUGAGCUGAGGGGGGGCUCGUGGGUAGUGAUCGACCCGACAAUCAAUCCUCUGUAUGUGGAACUCUAUGCUGACAAAGAGAGCAGAGGAGGCAUCUUGGAAGCCGAGGGAACCGUGGAGAUCAAAUUCAGGAGGAAGGAUCUGCUGAAGACAAUGGCGAGAAUUGACAGCACUUAUGCUAGAAUUGCUCAACAGCUGGAUUCGCAGGACCUCUCUAGAGAGGAGCGUCAGGGACUGGAAAAGCAGCUGAAAGCCCGCGAGGAGCAUCUCUUCCCAAUCUUCCACCAGGUGGCAGUGCAGUUUGCGGACCUCCACGACACACCUGGGCGCAUGCAGGAGAAGGGCGUCAUUACAGUUAGGUGA
This is a messenger RNA of Sphaerodactylus townsendi, 6287 nucleotides long. RefSeq names its product acetyl-CoA carboxylase beta (gene ACACB). The record is from RefSeq and is a predicted model, not a curated record. Gene Ontology annotation, molecular function: acetyl-CoA carboxylase activity; ATP binding. NCBI's taxonomy places the organism in Eukaryota, Metazoa, Chordata, Lepidosauria, Squamata, Sphaerodactylidae. Gene Ontology annotation, biological process: fatty acid biosynthetic process.